Molecule: messenger RNA, 975 nt
Organism: Pneumocystis carinii B80
Lineage: Eukaryota; Fungi; Ascomycota; Pneumocystomycetes; Pneumocystales; Pneumocystaceae
Exons: 8
Coding region: 1-975 (324 amino acids)
Source: RefSeq, a predicted model, not a curated record
AUGAAAAAUAUACAAUUCUAUAUACCCCCUCUUAGUCUAGGCGAUGAAAUCAAUAAGAUUAGACUGGAUCUUACAGCAUGUUAUACUGUAUUUUAUCCAGACAAAAAUGCAAUAUCUUCAUGGAAAAAAUAUGAUAUUAUUAAAGGAGAUGAUUUAAAUUUAAAAUUAACAGUACUAUGGAAGAAUAAAGAUAUAAAUUAUGAAUUUAUUAACGGAUUAGGCCAUUUUAUUUCAUCAGCAGAGUUAUGGAAACAAUUACAUCUUCGUCCCAUUAUUAUUCAAUCUAUUAACAAAGAAAACGAUAUUACACUGAAUCUUUUACCAUCUAAAUCAUAUCCUAUAUUACAUUAUCCUAUAAGUGUAUUGCAUGGGGAACUUUCAGAAAUUCAAAUUCACAUGAAUUUUAAAGAUCUUUUAUAUGAAGAGAUUCAUUCUAAAAAUAUACCAAAUCUGGAAAACUUAACACCUCUUAUAGACUUGGCAUUUCGAUCAUUAUGUCUUGAUCGCAUUUCGAAAAGAUCUACAUGUACUAGCUUAAAAGGAAAACUUCAUUCAUUAAAAAAAAUAUCAUCACAAGAUUCAUGUUUUUUAACGCAAGAAUUAUGGAACACUGUCAAAAAAACAAUUUUUAUUAAAAAAUCUAUAACAGAAUUUAAACCAACACUAAAUCCUACAUAUACGCAAAAAUCAUUACAAAAAAAUAUGGAUAUUAAUCAUAGUACCAGUUUAUCUUUUUUUUCAAUGAAUAAUAAUGAUAAUAUAUCAUGUGAAAAUAUAUUAGAAACAAAUUUGUUACCAAUACAUUUUAAUAGCGAAGUUAAUUGUCGAAAUUUACUAUCAUAUCCCACAAUAAUUAAACAAAAAGAAAAUAAGUCAGAAACAUACGAUCCAUCGUGUAACCAAUUCAAUUAUAAUAAAAAUAUAAACAAAAAUAUAAGUAAUAAAAUCGAAACUAUUAUUUUAUCAGAUUCAUAA